GAUUCUCUCUCAUUUAUGCUUUUGCACACCUUGGUGUUUGCUAUAACAAGCCAUUGAACACACCUAACGUCUAAGGAAACAAACAAAAAUAUUUCGGUCUGCGGGGUCUGCGAGUCGUUAAAUGUUUAAAUUUGUUCAAAAACCUUCUAAAGUAUCCUCUAUUCUUAGUUUAUAUUUAAAAAUGGAAACCAAAUCGGUGUAUUUUUCUCCUCGCAAAACACGCAAUUCAAUCAAGCAACAAAAUCAAGGAUCUAAUCUCAAAACGAAACUUCUCCAGAAAGUAGUCGAAUCCAAAUCUACUGCGAUUGUGAGUGAGUCAGCCUCUGUACCACGGAUUAAGAUAGAAUCAGCAGGUCCUGAGCCACGUUUAAUUGUGAAAAAAUCACGCCAACGUAAACCGGUUAAAAUUGAAACAAGCCCAGAGAGAACUGUCGAAACGGUUGAAUUUCCAGGCCAUAAAACACCGAUCAAAGAUGAACCACAGAAUACGCCGAAUAUGCAAUCGUCGUUAGUUGUAAAAAGAAUCAAACAGGACCCGGAUGAAACCGGCCUUUUCGAGGGCGCAAAACAAAUCAAAUGGGAACCAGUAAAUUGGCGUGAAACGUUAAGCAAUAUCCGGCACAUGCGACAGGCCAAUCCGGCCCCGGUCGACACGAUGGGAUGUGACCAGUUCAAAGAAAGUAGUAAUGCUUCGCCAAAACUGCGCCGCUUCUACACACUCGUGUCGUUGAUGCUUUCAAGCCAAACCAAGGAUCAGGUCAACUUCGAAUGCAUGUUGCGUUUGCAGAAGCAUGGUCUGACGCCAGAAAACAUGGUCUCCACUGAUUUGGCUACGCUUGAAAAACUCAUCUAUCCCGUCAGUUUUUACAAAGUGAGUAUAGUUUGUUUUAGCGAAACUAACAAAAAUGAUUAUUUUUAUACUCUUAACAUUUCGCCAUUGAAGUAGAACAAAAAUUGAUUAAUAGCUUUACAGUUAUCCGUAACAGAUUACUAAAAAAAAUUAUACUAAUACUAAAGCAGCUAUGGCCUGUUGUAGUUAUCGCUCAGGCGGGUGGCCUUCUCAGCUAAUAAUGUGAUUGGUUUUUCUCCUGA
This is a messenger RNA of Uranotaenia lowii, 1092 nucleotides long. RefSeq lists its product as uncharacterized. Bases 122 to 946 code for a protein of 274 amino acids. The record is from RefSeq and is a predicted model, not a curated record. NCBI's taxonomy places the organism in Eukaryota, Metazoa, Arthropoda, Insecta, Diptera, Culicidae. Gene Ontology annotation, molecular function: oxidized pyrimidine nucleobase lesion DNA N-glycosylase activity; DNA-(apurinic or apyrimidinic site) endonuclease activity. Gene Ontology annotation, biological process: base-excision repair; base-excision repair, AP site formation; nucleotide-excision repair. Gene Ontology annotation, cellular component: nucleus. The transcript has 2 exons.